AUGUUAACCUACAUUGAAAAACUGAACCCGGAGGCCUUUGCUAUUCUCGAUGGUCAAGACAGUCACGUUGUUCUCGCUCCUGAUCUCCCUACAUGGGAUGACAAUCAGCCUUCACAAUAUCGCAAGUCUCAUAGACAGCCCCAUCGUCUUCUUCGCCUCCCUGAUACAAAUUCCUUCCCAGUACAGGAGUCGCUGGUCCCCAUUCGGGCUGCGACAUGGCGCAUCUGCUGGCCAGAAAUUUGUCGUGGCACUUGCGCCUGUGUCGGUAUAUCAAUCCAUCCAAAUACUCCGGGUUCAUCAUUUGAUCGCUUGCUGUACUGGGAUCUCGCGCAUUGCUCCCCCAGCCGAUUAGAUGCUCAGACUCAGGUCAAUGGUCUACCAGCUGCUGACUUUACAAUGACUCUGGGAGUGCGUUGGACCGGUUGUCGACUUCUUGAAGCUUCACUGACCUACCACUUUGCUGAGCUGCCGCCGAGUGCGGCACGUACUCUCCGUCGAGAGGUUUGGUUGGAGCGUUUGGAUGUUCCCAGUGUGACGCUCUCUCCUUUCAUCUCCACUGCUUGGGGGUUCGCUGAAAUUGAAAUGCAGUUCGUAGGUUUUCUAAGACAUGAUAGUGAAGUUGAUGCGUGGUCAAAUCUGGAGCAGCGUGUUAAAGAUCUUCCAUUCCCAAAAAAUGUUCGAAAUCAAUUUCGUCUGUUCAAAAAAAGAGCCGAUUUCGGAAAACAGUGCAACUUCUUUGACCGUGCUUCCGAAAUCCAUGCAGACAUUCCUCCGAACCCGGAAUUAGCUGAACAAUUUAUACUUCGGAAUCCUGUUUCCCGUGGCAUCCAGCAUGCGAGUGAGAUGUCAGAACAUGAAGUCAACACGGAACGUGUCUUAUCAGAAGUCCGAGGGAUAAAUCACACUGAAGGUGGCUGGCCAAAAGAUGUUAAUCAUAACGAGCCGGAACAAGUUCAGAGGUACCGGAAAAAAAUCGAAAAAGACGAACUUUACGCAACCGCGCUCAAUACUUUGGCCAGUUCGGUUGAACAUUGUAUCAAGCAGAAUAAUGCGCUCAAUAUCUAUGAGGAAUAUUUUGAUGACACCGAAAAUGAUGCGUCAGAGGAACCUCCGUCAGCGAGGCUUGUAAAUGUUUUUCGCCCUGAAGCAGUUUUAAAGCGUGCAUAUUCUAUACUGGCUGCAAAAGGUCUUUGGGACCGUCGCAAGGGGUCCUUUCCAGUGGAAUCCUCGCCGGUGGAAAACAGCCACCGAGAUCCUGCUUGGCAAGUAAUCUGGAUUCAAUCCAAGACGGGGACUGAGUUCUUUUCCACCAGCACUGAUGGUCAAGUGCUGUGGUGGGAUGUACGCAAGAUGAACGAGCCCAUGGAGAUUCUUUAUUUGGAUCCAACAAAGAAUCAGGACCUAAACUGCUCCAUUGGUGCCUAUGCACUGGAAUACGAGCCCACUAUCCCCACCAAAUUCAUGGCUGGCACUGAACAGGGGAUGAUAAUUUCUUGCAAUAGGAAGGGAAAAUCGCCUGCUGAGAAGGUGGCGGCAGUGUUUCCUGGUCAUAAGGGUCCAGUUUAUGCCUUGCAAAGGAAUCCCUUCUUCACUAAGUUCUUCCUCUCUGUGGGUGACUGGUCAGCUCGCAUUUGGUCGGAGGAUAUGAAAGAUGAUCCCAUAAUGUGGACGCCCUAUCAUGAUUCUGGGGCUACUGAUGGAUGCUGGAGUCCAGUUCGACCAGCGUUAUUCUUCAUGACAAGAUUGAAUGGACAUCUAGAGCUGUGGGACUACGUCUUCAAGCAGCGCGAGCCAACGCUAAAUAUUAAGAUAUCAGAGGACUCACUUCACUGUGUCCGUGUCAACGAAGAGGGUCAACUAGUAGCUGUGGGCUCUCGUUCUGGGGUUACGACCAUCCUUGAACUGUCAGGAGGGUUUACUACUGCAGCAAAGAAUGAGAAGGCCACAGUAGGUGCCAUGUUUGAACGGGAGACGCAUCGAGAAAAAAUUCUCGAAACACGAGCCAAGGAACUCCGAGUGAAGGAGAAGCAGCGUGCCAUGGCAGAAGCUGCAGCUGCAGGUGGCCCAACUGCACCCACUCAAGGCUCACGACCUAUUGAAGUCCCCAUUGAAAAUGUAGAGAAAAAAGAAGUGACAGAUGGGGAGACGGCAGGGGAAAAGACUGAAGAUAAAGAAGAGAAGGAAAGGGAGGGAGAGGAAGAGGAAGAAGAGAAGGAGGCUUCGGUAGAAGAACUCUCUCCUGAGGAGCUUCUAAACAAAGUAGAAGAGGAUUUCUUUGACAUGAUUGAGGAGGAGCGUCGCAAACGUGAGCGCGAUAACAACGAACGUAGUCGAAGACUGGAGUCCUUAAACGGAGCAGGUGACGACGAUGAGGAGGAGGAGGAGGAGGACGAAGAAGAAGAGGACGAGACGGAGGCAGUAGCCACGGUGUUAGCGACGGCGGCGGCAAAUGAGCAUGAAGAUAAUGAGGAAGAUGCAAAUGAGAGUGAAGAAGAGCGUGAAGAGGAGACUGAAGGUGAGGACUUGGCGGCCGAUGCCAUUGAGGGUGCGGAACUCCCUAACCAUACAACUCCUGAAGGAAAUGAGGCUAUCGAGUUGUAUGAUAGCGUUGAACAGAACGAAGUUGGUCUGAAAAUUCCCGAUAGUAAAAACUAUACAGCCAUAACUCAAUUCUAUCCCUCUUCUACUUGCCAACUCAAUGGCGAUAUCCUCAAAAUAGAUGACGGUGAUGCUGAAAAGGGUUUGCACAGAUAA
Hydatigera taeniaeformis is the source of this 2754-nucleotide messenger RNA. NCBI's taxonomy places the organism in Eukaryota, Metazoa, Platyhelminthes, Cestoda, Cyclophyllidea, Taeniidae. The record is from the annotation of a GenBank genome assembly.